Messenger RNA from Impatiens glandulifera, 1122 nucleotides. RefSeq names its product heterodimeric geranylgeranyl pyrophosphate synthase small subunit, chloroplastic-like. NCBI's taxonomy places the organism in Eukaryota, Viridiplantae, Streptophyta, Magnoliopsida, Ericales, Balsaminaceae. The coding region runs from base 26 to 994 and encodes 322 amino acids. Gene Ontology annotation, biological process: isoprenoid biosynthetic process. The record is from RefSeq and is a predicted model, not a curated record. The transcript has 2 exons. Gene Ontology annotation, molecular function: prenyltransferase activity.
UAAUCAAUAGAGAGAGAAAAAAAAAAUGGUAUUCUCAUCGGUUAUAUCUUCAUCUCCUUAUCUCUACAUUGCCAAGAAAAAACCAAUCCAUUGUUCAUCUUCAUCAAUCGUCUCUUCAAAGUUCGAUCUGAAAACCUAUUGGACAAAUCUAAUCACUGAAAUCAAUCUCAAGCUCGACGAAGCCAUACCUAUAAACUACCCCGAACGAAUCAAUGAAGCCAUGCGUUACUCUGUACUCGCAACCGGAGCCAAACGAGCUCCUCCCGUCAUGUGUGUCGCCGCCUGCGAACUCUUCGGCGGUAACCGUCUCGCCGCUUUUCCCACUGCCUGCGCCCUAGAAAUGGUACACGCAGCAUCAUUAAUCCACGACGAUCUUCCAUGUAUGGACGACGAUUCAUCGAGACGUGGGCGGCCGUCAAACCACACAAUUUAUGGAGUUGACAUGGCGAUUCUCGCCGGCGAUGCUUUAUUUCCUCUGGGUUUCCGUCAUAUAGUCUCUCAAACACCUCCAGAUCUGGUUCCUUCUGAUAGGUUACUGAAAGUAGUGGCGGAGAUUGCUCGAGCUGUUGGUGGUAGUGGAAUGGCAGCUGGGCAGUUUGUGGAUUUGGAAGGAGGGUUAAAUUCGGUUGAAUUUGUUCAAGAGAAGAAAUUUGGUGAGAUGUCUGAAUGUUCUGCUGUUUGUGGUGGGUUGAUUGGUGGAGCUAGUGAUGAAGAGAUUGAAGGGUUGAGAAGGUAUGGAAGGGCUGUGGGUGUUUUGUAUCAGGUUGUUAGUGAUGUGAUGGAUGCGAAGGAGAAGGGUGGAGAAGUGAAGAAAGGGAAGAAUUAUGUGAGGAUGUAUGGAGUUGAGAAAGCUAUGGAGGUUGCUGAGGAAUUGAGAGGAAAAGCUAAGAAGGAAUUGGAGGGAUUUGAAAGGUAUGGGGAGAGGGUUUUUCCUCUUUAUAGUUUUGUUGAUUAUGCUGCUGAUAGAGGGUUUAGUUUUGAUGAUCAUAUUUAAAUUAUUCAAUUGAAGAAGAUGAUGAAGAACAUUUUCUUUAAUACUUUAUGCAUUACUUUGUUUAUUAAUAGAACUAUAUCUCUAUUAUCAAUUUUAACCUAAAUAUAGAAGUUUUCGGGUUUGAUUUA